AAAGAACGCGCCUUCUUCCCGUGUUGCUCCGCCGCCCCCUGCGGCCGCUUGAUUCCGUUGUUUGCGGGGCCGCGGGCUGAGCUUUGCUGUUCUGCGUUCGUGGUUUUGCGUUCUUUUAAAAUCUUUAUGUUAGGCAACGUCCCGUCCUGUAGAACGUUAGAGGAAAAAACAGUAACUUGAUAAUCUUCACCGCUUAUUUUGUGUGAUUUUCCUUCCCUAUGGAUAUUAUGCAAAGCGUAGAUUAGAGCGGCAGUUCCACCUCUCUACGUGCGUCGGUUUUGUGCUUGUUAAUGCCCUGCUGGCCUGGCUAUGAGCCGUGGCAAACCUGGGGGGUGAGGAGGUCCUGGCCAUCGAGUGUCGCUUAUAAAAUGCAUAAGUGCUAGAGGGUUCCAGAAAUACCGUAGCUGUAAACCGAGUGGGAGGCUUCAAGCGAUGAAUUGGUGGUGUCUCUUCUCCUAGUGUUGCUAGGAGGGACGGCUGGGCCUUACUAUGGAUGGAAAAAGACUUCAGGACAACUGGUAAAUUCAGCACAUGUUUAGUGGCUGUAAGGAUAUUCUGAACUCAAGCAGAAAGUGUUUGCAGUGAAGGGUGUUCCAGGAGCCGCAGCAGCACAACUUGAAAACUGUUUGAAGGAGAAUUCAAGUCUUUCAAACCUCAUUGGAUUAUAUCUUAUUAUUAUUUAUAAUUACGAGGAUUGCUGGAGAUUUGGCUGUUACCAACAUUUAAUUUGACGUUCAGGUAGAGAUCAUCAGUGCCAACAACAUGGAGGAUGUUGACAGCUUGCAGUUUCGUCAGCUGCUCCUGCUCAUCGAUGAAAAUUUGGGGGCUGAAGAUGUAGCAGCAUUAAAAUUUCUCUGUACUGACUUGAUCCCCUUCAGAAAACUAGAAAGCGUGCAGUCAGCAAUGGACAUUUUUCAGCUUCUUAUAGAUGAAGAUUAUCUGAAUGAGAAAGAUACUUUCCUGCUAGCUGAAUUGUUAUACAGAAUUAAAUAUCACUCCUUGCUCAGUUCCCUUGGCUAUACCAAGGAGAAAGUGCAAGAAUGUCUGUGUGAGAAGGGAAAAGUGUCUCCGUAUAGGCAGAUGCUGUAUGAAUUGUCAGAGAACAUUACCAAUGAGAUGUUGCAGGAAAUUGUAUUCCUCCUGAGAAACCAUCUUCCAAAGCGACACAGAAUUACUUCUGCUUUGGAGUUGCUGAUUUUAUUGGAAAAACAGGGUCUUUUAUCUGAAAACAAUGUGCAGACACUGGAGGAAGUCUUUAGAAAUGUUUCACCUGAUCUCCUGGAAACAAUAAACUGCUACAGAAUGGCAAAUGUGUCUCUGUCUCAACAAGAGAAUGCUCUUCCAGUCGAGGAAUCUUCACCAUCUUACGCUGUAGGCAUCAGAAUAUUCAAUUCCCCUCAGGAGACCUCAAAUCAAAUCAAAUUUGUCAGUUCCAGUGUCCAUGAUCAUCAUAUUGAAGAACCUGGGAGCCCGUGGGAACAUACUGGAAAUGUGAACUCUGUACCUGGCAGGCAAGAUAACAGAGUGCCUAAUCUUACACAAGUCUUCUCUAAAACGAACCUGCAGCUGUCUGGAGGAUUCAGCGGUGUAGAAAAUGAAUCCAAGGUGUCAACUUACAAAAUGGAUGGGCCACAGAGAGGAAUUUGUCUCGUUAUUAAUAAUGUUAAAUUUGAUGGGGUUCUUCAAGAGAGAAAGGGUUCUUAUAAAGAUGCCUGGGAAUUGGAGAGAGUAUUCAAAUGGCUUGGUCUGGAUGUGAGGACUUACACAGAUCAGACAUCUGAUCAGAUUAAAGAACUGAUGCAAGCAUGGCAGCGUUCAGAAGACCACAAGGAUAGGGACUGUUUUGUUUGUUGCAUUCUAUCUCAUGGAGAGUCAGGAGCAGUGUAUGGGAAAGAUGGGAAGCUUGUAUCAAUCCGCACUAUCAUGACCUACUUCACUGCCAAACAAUGUCCACAGUUGACUGAAAAACCCAAACUGUUCUUUAUCCAAGCAUGCCAAGGUAAAGAGAUACAGCGCCCUGUCUAUAUUGAAACUGAUGCACGAGUUCCUGACUUCUCUUCUGUACAACAGAGCAUUUCUCCUUCUGAAAGUAUUCCUGAAGAGGCUGAUUUCCUCCUAGGCAUGGCCACAAUUGACGGAUAUGCUUCUUUCCGACAUGUUCAGCAGGGUACUUGGUAUAUUCAGGCCUUGUGCAGCAAGCUACAGUUGUUGGUACCAAGGGGUGAAGAUAUUUUGUCCAUCCUCACAGAAGUUAAUGAAGAUGUUAGCAAGCGUGUUGACCAUAGUGGGAUAAGGAAGCAGAUGCCCCAGCCAGCAUAUACCUUAAGAAGAAGACUUAUAUUCCCAAUACCUAGAGACCCUCCUCCUUCACAGUGACAUUGAGACUUUUUUAAUACAUCCUUUUGUCAGUAUGUCUCCUUAAAUGCAAUUAACAGCACCUGUUUUAAGGCAGUUACUGACUCCUGAGGAACUAUUAGUGUCAAGGCCUUUUUUUUUUUUUUUUUUUUUUUUUUCUUUUCCCUUUUUUCCUUGCCAGAGAAACUUUGAAGCUGAGUUGGAAGAGGUACAGUUAACACAAUCAGUGUGCCAGCUAUUUACAUCAUCUAUCUAUUCAGAGUUUUCAAGGAUGGGAGAAGCAAGUUUCUAUGAUGUUAAACUGUGUACUGACACAGACUGCAGAUGUAAAAGUGUGUUUCAGUCAGCAUAAGGAUUGCAUAUGUAGCUUUCUAUAUAUUCCUUUAUAUCUAAACUAGGAUGUUAACAGUCUGGUUUAGACUCAUCAAAUUUUGUUUUGCAUACUAAUAAUGUUUAAACCUACCUCUAAAACCAUAAACUGUGUUCACAGAGAAAGGCAAAGUUAGGAAUGAAGAAGAGAAAGUUUAAGUAGUAGGUUGAGGAGAAUUAAAUUAGGAAUGAAAGAAAAUUACUUAAAACAAGUGAUUUUUCAAUAGUUAUGUUUGCUGUACACACUGAUACCCUCUAAUAGCUAACAUCAACCUCGCCUACAAGGAGAUGUUUCCAAGACUGAGCAUAGACAAAAUGCUACAGUAUUCCCUCUGUGAAACUUUGUUAACCCUCAUUUCCACAUGACUUCUUGUAAGAAAAGUUAGUGUGGAAUAGCUGAGCACUACAAAAUGAUGAUAUUUAGCAUUGUAUCUGCAUACGUUGAUCAGACUGAUUAACUAGAAGCAUUAAAUUUCAUGAUUUCUUACUUUAAGAAAUAAAACGCAUUCAUAUGGGAUGGCUUUAUUAAGCUUCUAACAGAGUAUGUUUUAGAGUUAAUCAAAAUAAUGUGAUGUUAUUUUGUUAGGGACAUUUACUAUGUGUAUCUGCGUCCUUCCUGUUUGUUACUGAAUUUAAUUUAUACUUCUUUUUAAGAACUUGGGGUUGGGGAGGGGGAAGAAAGUAAUAAUAAAAACUUUGUAUAGGGCUAAAGCUUAUCAUUGCUUCUGCUUGCUUAUCUGUAGAAUAGCAUGGAAUGGAAUAAUUCAGAUGAAAGAGGCCUUCGCAGAUCAUCUUGUCCAACUGCCUGACUGCUUCAUGGCAAAUCUAAAGAUAAAUCAUGUAAUUGAGGGCAUUAUCCAAAUGCCUCUUAGACACUGACAGGCAUGGGGCAUCUCUAGGAAACCCCUUCCAGUGCUUGACCGCCCUCAUUGUAAAGAAGUUUUUCCUAAUAUUCGGUUUGAACCUACUCUGGCACAGAUUUCUGCCAUUCCCUUGUCUUACAUCCCUGUUGGGCCUCAUCAAUCAAUGGGAUUUCUACUGCUUCAGGACUUAAGCUGAAGUGAAGCUUAGUUUAUUUCAACAAAACAGUGAUUGUUAUCUAUAAUUACUAGCUGUAAAAUAGCUCAAGACUUGAGGUGUAAAAGUGAGAGAGCAUGGACUGGUGCACAUGGAACCAAUUUUUGCUUGCAGUAUACAUGAUGUUUGGGAGGAGAGAUUUGCAUCAUUCAAAGCAUUAAAAUGCAGCGAAUCUGCCAGAACAUAUUUGUUACUUUUUGUUAUUAUGAAUUGACCUUCGUUCUAAGUCAAUUCAUGACUGUAUUCUAAGUCUUCUGAAUUAGUGUAGUUGCUACGCUUGAAGUUUCAUUUAUGUCACAGUAGAAAAUAUUUUCUCUGCUAGUAGAAUAUAUAAUGUUAUAAUAGAAUCAUCAAGUAUCUGGCUCAAAAUUAGUGUCCAGAUUUGAUGCACUCCUCUUUCGUAUGUUUAAAUAACAGUUGAAUUUUAUCAGUACAAGGACUGACAAGAAUCUUAGAAUCGUAAGAGUGAUUUGGGUUGGAAGAGUGUGGGAAUACAAGAAAAACUGUUUGGAGCAGCAGCUGUGGAGCAAGAUAAACAGCAUGAGAAUCAAGGACACCUAGAAGAAUGUCUCACAGCUCUGAUUGGAUAAGCACGUGCAUGAGCAGUUGAAGAGUGUUUGUAGAAUGCUCUGUUGACCUGUAAAGGUGGAUGGGAAAGCUAGAAAAAGGAAACUUCUGGAGGUACGCGAGUGAUGUGAAAACUUGUAAUAAACUAUUUGAGUUGUUCUCA
This is a messenger RNA of Meleagris gallopavo (turkey), 4531 nucleotides long. Lineage: Eukaryota; Metazoa; Chordata; Aves; Galliformes; Phasianidae. The record is from RefSeq and is a predicted model, not a curated record.